GCUGUUGUCGAGACCAGGCCGGCGGAUGUCAUGUGACCCCGGAAGAGGACGCGGCGGACUGCGGUCCAUCGCUGAGUACGGCGAGAAGCAUUUAGACAAAUGGGAGAGGAGGAAACGCUGGAGUGUUUCCAUGGGAACGCUGCAGACAGGCCCAGGCUGCAGGGCCGGAGGCUGCCGCUCCUACACGCCCUCUGACCACGCCCUUCUGAAAACUUUCCAUUCCUCUUUGCUGUCUGUCCUGUGUUCUACGUUCCACACGUGACAGUUUUGACUGAUCGUGCUCCUCCAAGCAAGAGAUAUCUUUAGUAUGCUGGCCAUGAUUGUUUUGUGCUCAGGAGUUUGCUACAAGCAACACAGGUUGUCUUCAUGAUUAUCAAAUUUCAGAUGUUUUGCAGUAAAUCUGUUAAGUUGGCAGCACCAGAUGUUUCUUAAAGGAAACGUUGUAGAUAGUCCAAUGCAGAGACCACCUCCAGUUACGGACUAGCCGGUGAGACCUUCACUCAUGUCAGAUCAGCCAGUGAGAGACAACCUCCUGCCAUCGGUCAAUCAUUGAGAGUACCUCCAGUCACAGAUCGGCCAAGAUACCGCCAUCAUUCACAGAUCAGCCGAUCGAUGACCAUCUCCUGUCACAGAUCAGCCAAGAGACCUCCACCAUUCACAGAUCAGCCAAUCAGAAACCACCUCCUGUCACAGGUAACCAUGGCGAUGACAGGCCAGAGUUCCUGCUCCUCGAUGAGUAACCACACGAAGGAGCGAGUGACCAUGGCCAAGGUGACCCUGGAGAACUUCUACAGCAACCUCAUUGCCCAGCACGAGGAGCGUGAGAUGAGGCAGCAGAAGCUGGAGAAGGUGAUGGAUCAGGAAGGGCUGGCAGAUGAGGAGAAGCGUGUGCGUCGCUCCCAGCACGCGCGUAAGGAGACUGAGUUCCUGCGUCUGAAGAGAACGCGCCUCGGCCUGGAGGACUUCGAGUCCCUCAAGGUCAUCGGCCGCGGGGCCUUCGGAGAGGUGCGGCUGGUGCAGAAGAAGGACACAGGCCAUGUUUACGCCAUGAAGAUCCUACGCAAGGCCGACAUGUUGGAGAAGGAACAGGUGGGCCACAUCCGAGCAGAGAGGGACAUCCUGGUGGAGGCCGACAGCCUGUGGGUGGUGAAGAUGUUCUACAGUUUCCAGGACAAGAUGAACCUCUACCUCAUUAUGGAGUUCCUCCCUGGGGGGGACAUGAUGACUCUGCUGAUGAAGAAGGACACGCUAAGUGAGGAAGCUACGCAGUUCUACAUGGCAGAGACGGUGCUGGCCAUCGACUCUAUACACCAGCUGGGCUUCAUCCACAGAGACAUCAAACCUGACAACCUGCUGCUGGACUCCAGGGGUCACGUUAAGCUGUCUGAUUUUGGUCUCUGCACUGGACUGAAGAAGGCCCACAGGACGGAGUUCUACAGGAACCUCAACCACAGCCUGCCCAGUGACUUCACGUUCCAGAACAUGAACUCCAAAAGGAAAGCUGAGACCUGGAAGAGAAACAGACGGCAGCUGGCCUUCUCCACGGUGGGCACCCCGGACUACAUCGCCCCAGAGGUCUUCAUGCAGAACGGAUACAACAAGCUCUGUGAUUGGUGGAGCCUGGGGGUCAUCAUGUACGAGAUGCUGAUUGGUUACCCGCCAUUCUGCUCGGAGACGCCCCAGGAGACGUACAGGAAGGUGAUGAACUGGAGGGAGACGCUGACCUUCCCGCCCGAGGUGCCCAUCUCCGAGCGGGCCAAAGAGCUCAUCCUCCGGUUCUGCUGUGAGUCGGAUCACCGCAUCGGGGCCCUGGGGGUGGAGGAGAUUAAGAGCAACCCCUUCUUCCACGGGGUGGAUUACGACCACAUCAGGGAGAGACCGGCCGCCAUCCCCAUCGAGAUCAAGAGCAUCGACGACACGUCCAACUUCGACGAGUUCCCAGAUUCGGACAUUCUCCAACCCACAGCCCCUGUGGUCAGUAACCACUCGGAGUCGGACCUGAAGAACAAGGACUGGGUCUUCAUCAACUACACCUACAAGCGCUUUGAGGGCCUGACGGCACGUGGAGCCAUUCCCUCCUACAUGAAGAGCGGGAAGAGGUAGAGGCGGGGCUUCAGGAGAACGGAAGAUCAGCCUGGCCUCCAUUUCCUGCUCUCUGCCAGUCCAAGGGCUCAAAGUGCUUCUGUUCUGCAGCAUGAAGUGCCCCAGGCUCCUCCCCUUCUGUCCAGACUUUUCCCCUUAUGCCUAGACUCCUCCCCUUCUCCCACAGACUGUUCCCCUCCUUCUCUAAAAUCUACGAAUCUUCAUCCAGAGGUCCUCACUCAGAGGCCACACCCAUGUGACCCAGAACGUUCCAGCCCCCAGUCCCAGAUUUCCAGAACGUUCCUUCCUCAUCCAGACCACAGAGUUCCGUCUUUCCACACAAGGACCAGGACACCACAACUGCAGUUUAAUUUAUUAUAUGUACAUUUUUUUGUAAACCACCAAAGAGCCAGUUGGAGGGGUGUGUGGACGUGGAGGCGAAGCCUAAAGACCAGCUCCUCCCUGCUAUACCAGGCCCCACCCCCCUCCACCCUCACACACCAGCAUGUGAAAACUAUGCAGCCUUACCUGGCCACACCUGAGCUCACCUGAGCCUGUUAUCACCACACGCUGCCUCUUUCAGUCUAGGGCUACUUCUCUUUGCAUCUCUCCUUCUCUCCACAUCUCUCCUUCUCUUCACAUCACGUUAGGUGCCCGAUGGUGGCAGCUGGGAUUUGCUUAUCUUCGGUUUUUUUAUUUUUCUGCCGCUGUGUUUAAAGAGAGAAUGUAAAUGUGUUUUUCUCUGGACUGAGGGAUUACAGCACACCAGCGUUCCUGUCCCCACGUGUCCUUUCCACACAUCCACCACCUGCGCUUAAAUGAGUAACUCUUUAACCAAAGACUUUUUCCCUGUUCAGUUACCAGGGUCUGUGCUGAAUUGAUUUGCUCAGUAUUGAGUUGCCAGGCUCUGUGCUGAGUUGCUGUGCUCAGUGGCUGUGCUCAGUGGCUGUGCUGCAGCGAUGCCCAUGUUCAGUAGCGGUGUGAACACAGGCGCGCUCCCUAACACCCAGAGGCUCUGACACCUACAGCAGCUCCUCCGGCCCCAGCUUCAUAAACGUGGCUCACUCGCACCAUUCCGAGCUGAAAGGCAGCCUCCGGCAUCUUUAUCUCCAUUCCCCAGACUACAACAAAAACAUUUAUUUAGUGUAGAACUCGCACUCCACUCUCACACUGCACUUUAUUUCAGUGCUCAGAUACACCUCUGCUGCUCCAGGGUCAAAGCACUUAAACUCCGUUUCUCAGGUUGGCCCAUAAGCACUUUGGCACCGUUUCCUGUUUCCUGUCUGUUGCCAGGCCUUACAGGCAUCAGCUCAGCAGUUGCAUCACUGUGUGGAGCGCUGGGGAGGCUAGGCCUGAGUCUGAAGGGCUGUGUGCCGCAGUUCCACUGACGUGAUUGGUCGCCGCUGCGUCUGUGUUACGAGUUGAUUGGUUGUACGUGCAGUGAGUCCUUUGUCCUCCCACCUGGGGUGACUCACUGGGUGAAGGGGGCGGGGUCUUGAUUGUAGACAGGCUGAUUUGCACGCGAGUUUACACUGGGACACUGGAUCUGUUCUGUUAAAUAAUGUCUCACCUCUACUCACCAGGUCAUUGAUGGGUUUUCUGUAGUUUGUCACUUCUUGGUUUUGGCCUUGCUUUCCAUUCCAUUGGAUGCAUUUUCCGUGACCUGUACCGCCCCCCGCCCACAGUGAGCAUCCAGCUUGUGUCAUUGGUGUUCAAAUUCCAGCUUCUCUCUCAUUGGUGGAUGUGGAUAGUUUGAGAUGCCAGAUCCAUGGUUUACAAACACCAGCAGCUGCAUGAUGUUGUAGCACAAGAAGCCUUUUUGAGUGGAAGAAAAUGCAGGAAGAAAUGAGCGUGAUUGGUCUGAGCGUGCCUGUUCUGAGCAUGCUCAGACUGCAACCGUUCUGAGCAUGCUCAGACGACGAUCGUUCUGAGCAUGCUCAGACUGCGCCCGUUCUGAUCAUGCACAGACUGCGACCGUUCUGAGCAUGCUCAGACUGCUUCCUCUGCCUUUGCUGACCUGCAGUAGCAUGGGUGUCUGAGGCUGAGGCUCCAAUCAAGGGAACAAAGCAAGACAGUUGCAACUAUCAACUAUUCCAGUGAUGUCAUCAGUGUGCCCAACUGAGACUGCACUGCAAAAAAAAGUCAGACACACAGACACAAGCAGGCACAAGCAGACACACACACACACACAAAAGCAGGCAUAAGCAGACACACACACACACACACUCUAAUGAAUCAGGCAGGGCCUGUGUGAGAGUGUGUUUCAUAGGCAGAGCCAGUUCUGCUUCCAGCCCGUUAGAUCAGUGAUGUGCUCUCCAGGUGCAAAUGCAGUGUUUUUACAAUCAGAGACAGACCGCUCUCCCGCUCUCUCCUCUCCCCCUCGGGUCUUCUGCGUGAUUGGCAGCCUGAUUGAGAUUUCGGGGGAGAGGGAGCACAGCGGGGCUGGCACCCCACACUGCCAGCCCGACUCACUCAGCGCGAGAGACGAGUGGAAACGAAAGCUCUGCGUGUGUUUGUGUGUGUGUGUGUGUGUGUGUGUGUAUGCGCGGGCUUGUACAUGUGUGUGUGCGUGCGUGCGUGCGUGUGCAUGUGCGUGUUUGCGUGUGUGUGUGUGUGGACGUGUGCAGGCUUGUACGUGUGUGUGUUCCUUGAGGAGAGCAUCGGUCCGUCUUCCUAAAGCACUCAUCAUGCGUCUGAAAGCAGCGCCUUCUGUUGAGUCCUCUCUGCGUGAAGCCAGCUCCAUUCCAGUAAAUCCUGUUUUUACAUGCAGGCCCGCUGUCCUACUGAAGAUAUUUAGGCACAUUAAGAGCAUUUUGUACAAACGUAUAAACAGAAGAAGCCUUUUAGGCUGGUCUUGUGUUGUAGAGACAAAUGGGUAGGGGUGUUUUUGAAAGGGUGCUUUUGUAAAGCGUGAAUAACGAUACAGAAGAAGGGUUUUGUUUUUUAACGGAUGUAUGCUGUGGAGGGGUCAGUAAUCUUUGUAAAUAUCUGAUUUACGUGCUGGUGAAAAUGAUUUCUGAUGCGUUUGUAUUUGACGGCGAAGGUUAGCGCAGUCAAUCGCAGGGAUUUUUUCUCUUCUCAGGGUCUCCGGGGUUAAACGGGGCUUUGCUUAAUAUCUCCGGUGCGGAAAUCACACAGCCAUGUUCUGCACUGAACAGUGAGGGAGACAGACACACCAGUGUCUUUCCCUGGCAUUCACUCAACCUGGCCAGUGUCACCUUAGAACCAUUUUACGGUACGAGACCAGCUCACGUCACUAGGUGUGUGUGUGUGAAUGUGUUCAGUGCGGUCUUCCGCUCAAAAGUGAACUGAACUAAGGGUUAUCAGACCGGUCACCAUGCUCACGAGUAUGCUGUCCUUUAAAAAGCAUGGAAAGGCUGUCCAGUGGGCGAACAUAGACUGUGUUUUUGGAAGCGUCCACGCGGUUUGUAAUGCAUGUACAUUAUACUGUAUGAUGUGCAUAUUAUAAUGUGCAUUAUACAUUAGGAGAUGCAUUAUAAAUGUGUUUAUACAUCAUAGAAUGUGCACACAGGAGCAUCGGGCAGUACGGACCUGUCUUUGGACCAGAGCAGGAUGAUCCACUUCCUUAUCAAAGGGGAAAUGGGCCAUUCUGCAUUUCUGUUGAAAAUGACUGUAAUGCUGGUACAGACGUAUAGGAGGUCAGCGCAAGGGCUGAUGGGAAAUUGAGUUUUAAAGGGGGGGUUUCCAGAACUCCAGCCCACCUUCUGGGAAGAGUGGCCCGGUUGGUCCGGAGAGAUGUACUGAGCUGCAGCUAACACUAGGGUUGACCCCUGGAGUAAUUUUCCUUCCUUCUCUCUUAGACCGACAGCACCCACGCAUUAAAACGGAUUGUCGAUUCCCGCCUUAAUUACUCAGAAUGUAUAUACGCUCACGUGUGCAUGUUUUAUUUAAUUUUUUUCUCCUCGGCGGUUGAAUGUUUAUUCUGCCUGUCCACCAGGCGGCAGUAUAGAGCAAAAUUGUGUUAGUGUGAAAGGAACAUUAAUGCUGGACAAAUGCUGGUAGACUUUCAGGAGCAUUCAAUAAAGCACCCUUGUACACAGCA
Messenger RNA from Anguilla rostrata (American eel), 6145 nucleotides. RefSeq names its product serine/threonine kinase 38a (gene stk38a). Gene Ontology annotation, biological process: intracellular signal transduction; peptidyl-serine phosphorylation. The record is from RefSeq and is a predicted model, not a curated record. Lineage: Eukaryota; Metazoa; Chordata; Actinopteri; Anguilliformes; Anguillidae. Gene Ontology annotation, molecular function: ATP binding; protein serine/threonine kinase activity. Bases 613 to 2103 code for a protein of 496 amino acids. The transcript is spliced from 14 exons.